CUGUCAGAUAACCGUUUCUCUGUCUGAUACUGCUGAGAAAAACAAACAAACACCUGCCCUCUUCUUAUGAAACUGGUGUAUUGAACAUGACACGAUGAUGUGGACAUCCACAUAAGGAACGCCACGGCACAUCAUUAUUUAAACAUUUGAAAUGAGGGAAAGGAUUGUAAGCUUGUUGCUGGCCUCUUUAUUCAGUUGCUUUGCGGCUGAAUAAAAAGUGACAGAUUGACGUCAUUGAGACAGACGCAGAGCGAGCCCCAGCGAAAGAAGCAACCGAGCAGCGGCAGAGCAUCUUCUCCAGCUACAGAGUAGCCUACCUUGCAAACAACAUCCGUAGCCAAGAACCUCUGAGCAUCCCCGGAAAAUAACGAUAAAACAGAUAAAUAACAUGGCCACCUCCUCCUCCCCUAAUCUGGAAGAAGAUGAGAGUCUGAAGGGCUGUGAAGUGUUCGUGCAGAAGCACAACAUCCAGCAGAUCCUCAAAGAGUGCAUUGUCAACCUGUGCAUCGCCAAGCCUGAGCGUCCUAUGAAAUUCCUGCGGGAGCACUUUGAAAAGCUGGAGAAGGAAGAGUCCCAGCAGAUCCUGGCCCGCCAGAAGUCCAACUCUCAGUCGGACAGCCAUGAUGACGAGGUGUCCCCCCCGCUGCCCAACCCAGUGGUCAAGGCCCGCCGCCGCCGGGGAGGGGUCAGUGCUGAAGUCUACACUGAAGAGGACGCCGUCAGCUACGUCCGCAAGGUGAUUCCUAAAGACUACAAGACCAUGACUGCUCUGGCCAAGGCCAUCUCUAAGAACGUGCUGUUUGCUCACCUCGACGACAACGAAAGGAGUGACAUAUUUGAUGCCAUGUUCCCUGUCAUGCACAUUGCGGGAGAGACAGUUAUUCAGCAAGGUGAUGAAGGAGACAACUUCUAUGUGAUUGACCAAGGAGAAGUGGAUGUAUAUGUGAACGGAGAGUGGGUGACCAGUAUCGGAGGGGGCAGCUUUGGGGAGCUGGCCCUGAUCUACGGACCCCGAGCCGCCACCGUCAAGGCCAAGACUGACAUGAAGCUGUGGGGCAUCGACCGGGACAGCUACCGACGCAUCCUCAUGGGUAGCACACUGAGGAAGAGGAAGAUGUACGAAGAGUUCCUGAGCAAGGUCUCCAUCCUCGAGUCUCUGGACAAGUGGGAGCGUCUGACUGUAGCUGAUUCUCUGGAGCCAGUCCAGUUUGAGGACGGGGAGAAGAUCGUGGUACAGGGAGACCCCGGAGAUGACUUCUUCAUCAUCACAGAGGGUACAGCCUCUGUUCUCCAGCGUAGAUCUGACAAUGAGGAGUACGUCGAGGUUGGUCGUCUGGGGCCAUCCGACUACUUUGGUGAGAUCGCCCUGCUGCUGAACAGGCCGCGGGCGGCCACAGUGGUGGCCCGGGGACCCCUGAAGUGUGUGAAGCUGGACCGGCCCCGCUUCGAACGGGUCCUGGGGCCCUGCUCGGAGAUCCUAAAGAGGAACAUCCAGAGAUACAACAGCUUCAUCUCUCUCACCGUGUGA
Messenger RNA from Oncorhynchus gorbuscha (pink salmon), 1528 nucleotides. Its product is annotated as cAMP-dependent protein kinase type I-beta regulatory subunit-like. Gene Ontology annotation, biological process: regulation of protein phosphorylation. NCBI's taxonomy places the organism in Eukaryota, Metazoa, Chordata, Actinopteri, Salmoniformes, Salmonidae. The record is from RefSeq and is a predicted model, not a curated record. Gene Ontology annotation, molecular function: cAMP-dependent protein kinase regulator activity. Gene Ontology annotation, cellular component: cAMP-dependent protein kinase complex.